CAGCCUGAACUUUGGCCCAUGACACGAUAAGAGAACCAGAUAAACAAAGUAGCCUAUAUCUCCUUUUCAAUACCACGUCGACAAUAUUUUGCUGGGUUUUUCUUCGUUCGUUGGUCCCGUAGCAUCGUUGUUCAAGAAUGUUAAAAGCGGUAAUACUUAUAGGAGGACCUCAGAAGGGAACCCGUUUUCGACCUCUGUCAUUGGAGUUACCUAAGCCACUGUUUCCAAUAGCUGGAUUUCCCAUUAUUUAUCACCAUAUCGAGGCUUGCUGCACGGUAUCUGAAGUUAAAGAAAUCCUUCUGAUUGGAUUUUACCAGCCAAGUGAAUCUCUGAAUCGAUUUAUUCAAUCAACCCAACAGCAAUUCAAGAUAAAUAUUAGGUAUUUACAAGAGUACACUUCGUUAGGAACUGCAGGAGGCUUGUAUCAUUUCAGAGACCAAAUACUAAGUGGAAAUCCAGAGAGCUUUUUUGUUUUCAAUGGCGAUGUUUGCUGUGAUUUUCCUCUCAGUGACAUGUACAAUUUCCACAAGAAUCUCCCGAAUGGCACAAAGUAUACAAUCUUAGCAACAGAGGCAACAAGAAAACAGUCUCUAAACUAUGGCUGUCUGGUAGAAAAUUCAGAAACACAUGAGGUACUUCAUUAUGUAGAGAAACCCCAAACAUUUGUGAGUACCAUCAUCAAUGGAGGGGUUUACCUUCUGUCACCAGAGAUCUUUGAAAAAAUUGGCCAAGUUUUCCAAUCCCAUCAAAAUGAAAUAUUCAGUUAUGAUAGUUUCACUCCUGCAAAAGACUGCAUUCGAUUUGAACAAGACAUCUUCACCCCACUCGCUGGAUCUGGUAGCCUUUUUGUUUUUAAAACACAAGGGUUUUGGAGUCAAAUCAAAUCUGCUGGAUCUGCCAUCUAUGCCAACAGACUUUACCUUGGCUUAUACCAUCGAAACCAUCCAGAGCACUUAGCUCUCAACGGAGAUGCCAAACCCAAAAUCAUUGGAGAUGUCUACAUUCAUCCUAAAGCUAAUGUGCAUCCAUCUGCGACGCUUGGUCCAAAUGUGACGGUAGGGGAAAACGUAACGAUUUGCUCAGGCGUGCGUGUGAGGGAGUCCAUCCUGCUUCCUGGGGCAACACUACAUGACCAUUGCUGCAUCUUAAACAGCAUUGUUGGUUGGAACAGUGUAGUUGGUGCUUGGUCAAGGGUCGAAGGUACUCCAUCCGACCCCAACCCGAACAACAAACAUGCUAAGUUUGAUAGUGAUACAUUAUUCAACUCGGACGGAAGACUCAAUCCGUCCAUCACCAUAUUAGGUCAGAAUGUCACGAUUCCCUCUGAAGUUGUCAUUCUCAACUCCAUUGUCCUGCCUCACAAAGACCUCUCAUAUGGUGUCAAGAACCAAAUUCUGUUAUAGUCUUUAGCACUUGGCAUAAUGUGACUGUGCCAGAUGAAACCGUUGUUCUCAACUCCAUUGUCAUGCCAAGUAAGGAACUUGGAUCUUCCUACAAGAAUGAAAUUUUACUUUAAGAGAAGGAAGUUGCUACUAAUAAUGCUAUUGUAAUUUAUUGUUAUGCAUAUUGCUAUAUUAUGCUAAUAAGGCCAUUAUGUGCUUCACAUUAUUAUUCUGAUCAUUACUUAGGAUACUUUUUACCCAGGAAAAAAAAUAUGGAAUAUUAAAAGUAUGGGUGGAGUUGAA
Anneissia japonica is the source of this 1685-nucleotide messenger RNA. Its product is annotated as mannose-1-phosphate guanyltransferase alpha-A-like. The record is from RefSeq and is a predicted model, not a curated record. Bases 138 to 1403 code for a protein of 421 amino acids. Gene Ontology annotation, cellular component: cytoplasm. NCBI's taxonomy places the organism in Eukaryota, Metazoa, Echinodermata, Crinoidea, Comatulida, Comatulidae. Gene Ontology annotation, biological process: biosynthetic process. The transcript has 12 exons.